Messenger RNA from Pectinophora gossypiella (pink bollworm), 673 nucleotides. RefSeq lists its product as uncharacterized. Bases 76 to 534 code for a protein of 152 amino acids. The transcript has 4 exons. The record is from RefSeq and is a predicted model, not a curated record. NCBI's taxonomy places the organism in Eukaryota, Metazoa, Arthropoda, Insecta, Lepidoptera, Gelechiidae.
AAAGAAAAAAAGCGGCGAAACAAAUAAAUAACCUAACUUUUAAUUUAAUUUUGAUCUAAAUAAAAGUAGAUUAUAAUGCCGUACGUUAAAAAUUAUUCUUAUCGUGAUAUGGAUUUUUCCACGGAGACUCCAAAGGACGAGUUUUAUAAAUAUGCAAACGUACAGGAAUUAGCAGCGAAGAGUGAAAUGUGUAAAGACGAUAUAUUCCUCUGCAGAACUAUUGGUAUACUCCACAGUACUGAAGGUCGAUUUUAUAUGACUGACGUAGAUACACCUACUAUAGACCCAGACAAGCCUAAAAUCAGGGUAUCCAUGGCUUACUUAAAGAAUCCUGCAGUAUCCUUUCCUUGUCCGCAUGCCAUUCAAAUCUUUGGAAGUCUACAGUGGAAAAAUAGACCUGUAAUUUUUGCAAAAAUCUUACAGGCAUUAACCCCACCAAUGGCCUUGAGGGUGAGACACACAAUGCAUGCAGUCACAAGCAUCCAUCAAGCAACCUCUGCAGUGCAAGAUGACAAUAUGGAAGAUUUUACUUAACCCAGUUAGCACCAAUCAGCACACGACAUAUGUGUGGAAUGUAUAUGUCGCGGCUGUGAAGUAUUAUAUAAAUCCUCAGUAUAAAUAAUUUUGCAUGUUUAUUAUUUAAAUUGUCUCACAUAAAUAUAGAAAUGUUACU